GACGGAUUUCUUGAAGCCAGCCAAGACAAAACCCAUCCACAACCAACCACCUACUGCUCGAAAAGAGUCAAGACUGCAGCCUUCAGGACCAAAGAUGUCUCUAGCCACCAAGGAGGAAGACUCCAAGUCAAUUCAGAACAACGGACAACCGAAAUCAUUCGAAUCGAAUUUGCGCACUCAUCUUGGCUUGUUAUCCAAGGCCGUCGAGUUAUCUGAACCCAGAUUUACUUACCGAGUUCUUAGAUGUUUGACGGCAACAAAGAAGAAAUUUCAGUCACCUGAUUCCAAUCAAGCUGAGGCGACGUUAAAGCUUAUCAUCGACGUAGGAUUGCCUUCUAACUCCAAAAUCAAGCCUUUGUUGUUACCGCAUCUGCAAUCCAUCACGCAAGCCGAAUCUAGCGAUAUGCAAAUUGAUCCGAUCUCCACCACCACCACGAAUGCCAAGCCAUCCACUGCCCCCAAUGGAACCGCCAAACCUUCGAAAGACUCUCCACCUCUACCCGAUCCUUCGUCGCAAGCCGAGCACGAAACCUAUUUAUCACUACUGGUCUUGAUCUUUUUGAUCUCACGAGGUGCACCCAAUCGAUCUGGAUUCGAGUUAUCCCAUCGCUUGGUAACCGAUUUCUUACCGCAUCAUAACCGACGAUCACUCGAUCCGUUGGCGGCCAAGAUAUGGUUCUACCAUGCUCGAUUUGCCGAGUUGCUCCAGCAGGAUGGUAGUCACCCUGGUCUCUGGGCGAACCUCAGAUCGAGCUUGAUGUCUGCCCAUCGUACUGCUCGCUUGAGACGCGAUGAGGAUAGCGAGGCUACCCUCUUGAACUUGAUCGUCCGUAAUUUGUUGGCCCAUGAGUUAUGGGAACAAGCCGAUCGAUUGGUCAGUAAGACCGAGUUCCCUGACUUUGGAAAGACCGAAGCAAGCGUGGGUGCUGGUGGGAUGGUACCUACUGGUCAAGUGGCUCGUUGGCUUUACUAUCUAGGUCGUAUUCGAACGAUUCAAUUAAAUUACACAGAGGCCCACACCCAUCUUCAGCAAGCAAUCCGAAGAGCUCCGCCGGCCCAAAUCGCCCCUGGGUUCUGGCAAACCACUCACAAGUUGUUUGUUGUUGUGGAACUUUUGAUGGGCGACAUACCCGACCGAGCCCUGUUCAGAGGGCCAGUAUUGAAGAAAUGUCUUCAACCGUAUUUCGAAAUCGUCCAAGCUGUACGAGUGGGUGAUAUCACCAAAUUUGAACAGGCCUUGAGUACUCAUUCGAGCCGAUUUUUGACGGAUGCGACCUACACAUUAAUCUUGAGACUACGACAUAACGUCAUCAAGACCGCGUUACGAACGAUUUCAUUAGCUUACUCGAGGAUCAAGUUGAAAGACGUCAGUUUGAAGUUGAAGCUCGACAGUGAGGAAGAUGCCGAGUAUGUGGUGGCCAAGGCAAUCAGGGAUGGGGUCAUCGAGGCUAGAUUGGACCGAUCGGGUGGAUGGAUGGUCAGCAAGGAAGUCAAUGACAUUUACUCCACUAGUGAACCUCAAGAAGCGUUCCACCAAAGAAUCUCGUUCUGUUUGAAAUUACACAACGAAAGCUUGGAGGCGAUGCGGUUUCCGUUGAACCAACAUUCGAAAGAGCUGGCUUCUGCCGAAGCAGCUCGAGAAAGAGAAAGAGAGUUGGCCUCCGAAAUCUUAACCGGAGACGAUAAUGAUGGCGACGACGAUGAUCUUGGGGAUGCCUUCUGAGCAUCUCCAUCCCUUUACACUCAGAUAAAUUCUCUCCUUGACACUCUUUUCUGUUUCCUUCCCAGAACUAAAAAAAAAAAAUCAUAAAAAAUGGUUGGAUCUAUUGUCAAUUCCAAUUAAUCAACUUGUUUUCAUGUUUUUAUCUCUGUCUCUGCUCUUUUUCUUAUGAUUAAUGAAUGUUUUUUUUCGUUUCUCUGUGUGCCUUGGGCUCUCUUUACCGGCAAUUUUAUCUGCAAGAAGUA
Molecule: messenger RNA, 1965 nt
Organism: Puccinia graminis f. sp. tritici CRL 75-36-700-3
Lineage: Eukaryota; Fungi; Basidiomycota; Pucciniomycetes; Pucciniales; Pucciniaceae
Exons: 6
Coding region: 95-1723 (542 amino acids)
Biological process (GO): ubiquitin-dependent protein catabolic process; regulation of protein catabolic process
Cellular component (GO): proteasome complex; proteasome regulatory particle, lid subcomplex
Molecular function (GO): enzyme regulator activity
Source: RefSeq, a predicted model, not a curated record